This is a messenger RNA of Cannabis sativa, 3902 nucleotides long. RefSeq names its product ATP-dependent zinc metalloprotease FTSH 6, chloroplastic. Gene Ontology annotation, molecular function: protein binding; metalloendopeptidase activity; ATP binding. The record is from RefSeq and is a predicted model, not a curated record. The coding region runs from base 345 to 3827 and encodes 1160 amino acids. The transcript has 6 exons. Gene Ontology annotation, biological process: proteolysis. NCBI's taxonomy places the organism in Eukaryota, Viridiplantae, Streptophyta, Magnoliopsida, Rosales, Cannabaceae. Gene Ontology annotation, cellular component: chloroplast thylakoid; membrane.
UAAUAAACCAUUUUUCUUCUUCCAAGUGUUUGGCUAACAUAAAAUUUGUCCAAACGAUGUUUGUGUUAAUCCAACAUAAUUUCAAGAACCUUCAUACAACAACUAUUUAAGCUUGAUUUAUAAACCAUAAUAAUAACAACUACUAAUAACAACAACUACUAACACCUUUCUGGAAUCUUCAAGACCAAAAAAGAAAAUGACAAAAAAAAAAGUACUGGAAGUCUCUUAGUUUUUACAUAUUUAAACAAGUCUUUACCAAUACCAAGUUACCAACUUCUCAAACAUUAAACACAUUACUAUUACAAAUUCAAACAACAUUGCAAGAUUGAGUUUUUAAGACAAUAAUGUCUACUACUGCCACUGCCUUAUCUCUCUCCCUCUCACUCCCUCCCUUAUACAAAUCCCAAUACACUUCAUCAAAGGAUACCCAUGUCCCAAAAUUCACAAACAGACAAGACUCAUGUCCCCAAACCCCCUCAGAAUUCAAACUCAGUAGAAGAAAUUUGAUAAAGUUUACUACUUUAGGCAUUACAGGAACAGGGUUCUCUGUUUUUAGCUCCCCUGCAAAGGCAGCUGAGCCAGAGAGCCCUGUUUCAUCAACUUCAAAUAGAAUGUCUUACUCAAGAUUCUUGGAGUACUUAGAUGAAGGAGCUGUAAAGAAAGUUGACCUUUUUGAGAAUGGUACUGUAGCUAUUGCUGAGAUAUACACUCCUGCACUGGAGAAGAUCCAAAGGGUCAAAGUUCAGUUACCUGGAUUGCCAAGAGAAUUAUUAACCAAAUUGAAAGAGAAGAAUGUUGACUUUGCUGCUCAUCCUUUGGAGGUCAGCAUGUGGCCUGCUGUACUUGAUUUGUUGGGAAACUUGGCAUUUCCAUUGAUAUUAAUUGGAGCAUUACUCUUAAGGAGUUCAGGAUCAAACACACCUGCUGGUGGCCCAAACUUACCAUUUGGUCUAGGAAGGAGCAAAGCCAAAUUUCAGAUGGAACCAAAUACAGGGGUGACAUUUGAUGAUGUUGCUGGAGUUGAUGAAGCAAAGCAAGAUUUUCAAGAGAUUGUAGAGUUCUUAAAGACCCCAGAAAAGUUUGCUGCCGUGGGGGCUAAGAUUCCGAAAGGAGUUCUGCUAGUAGGGCCACCAGGAACAGGGAAGACACUGCUAGCCAAGGCCAUUGCAGGGGAGGCCGGGGUGCCUUUCUUCUCGCUUUCGGGAUCAGAAUUCAUUGAGAUGUUUGUAGGAGUUGGGGCUUCGAGAGUGAGAGACUUGUUCAACAAGGCGAAAGCCAAUUCGCCAUGCUUGGUGUUCAUUGAUGAGAUUGAUGCUGUUGGAAGACAGAGAGGAACCGGCAUUGGUGGUGGAAAUGAUGAGAGAGAGCAGACUUUGAAUCAGUUGUUGACUGAAAUGGAUGGCUUUAGUGGAAAUAGUGGAGUGAUCGUCAUUGCUGCCACUAAUAGGCCUGAAAUUCUCGACUCUGCUUUGCUUAGGCCUGGUAGGUUCGACAGACAGGUAAGUGUGGGUUUACCUGAUAUAAAAGGAAGAGAAGAGAUUUUGAAAGUGCAUAGCAACAACAAGAGGCUUGAUAAAGAUGUUUCUCUUAGUGUAAUAGCCAUGAGAACACCAGGCUUCAGUGGAGCUGACUUGGCAAACCUCAUGAACGAAUCAGCCAUUCUUGCUGGUAGGAGAGGCAAACCCAAGAUUACAAUGAAAGAAAUCGACGACUCAAUUGAUAGGAUAGUCGCCGGAAUGGAAGGAACAAAAAUGACUGAUGGCAAGAACAAAACUCUUGUGGCUUAUCAUGAAGUUGGCCAUGCAGUGUGCGCGACAUUGACUCCUGGUCAUGACCCAGUUCAGAAAGUGACACUUAUUCCUAGAGGACAAGCACGUGGCCUUACUUGGUUCAUGCCAGGAGAAGAUCCCACUCUUGUCUCUAAACAACAACUGUUCGCAAGAAUAGUUGGUGGUCUUGGAGGUCGAGCUGCUGAGGAAAUUAUCUUUGGAGAACCAGAGAUAACCACUGGUGCUGCUGGUGAUUUACAACAAAUCACCCACAUAGCUAGACAGAUGGUAACAAUGUUUGGAAUGUCGGAGAUUGGGCCGUGGGCAUUGACAGAGCCAGCAGCGCAAAGCAGCGACGUGGUGCUGAGAAUGAUGGCCAGAAACUCCAUGUCUGAAAAGCUUGCGGAGGAUAUUGAUUCCUCCGUGCGACGUAUAAUCGAAAGUGGUUAUGAGGUUGCUAAAACUCAUGUGAGGAAUAACAGAGAUGCAAUAGACAAAGUAGUUGAGGUUUUACUAGAAAAGGAGACUCUAAGUGGAGAUGAGUUCAGAGCAAUCCUCUCUGAAUUUACUCAAACUCCCAUCAAGGUUAACAAAAUCCCUCAACAUUGCCUUUCUCUACUCAACCGUUGUUCUUCCCUAAAACAACUCUCUCAGAUUCAAGCUCGACUCCAUUUCUUCGGCCUUCACCGCGACUCAUACAUCCUUUCAGAGCUUGUCCGAUUCUGCGCAAUCUCUUCUUCCAAAUACUUCGCCUAUGCUCGAACCCUUCUCUUUCGUACCCAAAUAUCACGCCCUUCUUCAUGGAAUUUCCUCAUCAGAGCCUACGCUUCCAGCCAUUCACCCAGAGAAGCCAUCUGGGUGUUCCGUGAAAUGAGAGUAAGGGGAAUCACACCCAACAAUCAUACCUUUCCUUUCAUUUUCAAAGCUUGCACUUCCAUUACUGCGCUAAAAGAAGGGAAGCAGGCCCAUGUGGAUACCUUUAAGUUUGGUUUGGAUGGGGAUGUGUAUGUUAACAACACUUUGAUUCACUUUUAUGGCUCUUGUAGGAAGAUUGAGGAUGCCCGGUACGUGUUCGAUGAAAUGCUUGAACGAAGUGUUGUUUCUUGGAAUUCUGUUAUAACUGCUUGUGUUGAGAAUUCGUGGUUUAGUGAUGGAAUUGAGUAUUUUGUGAAAAUGAGAGGUAAUGGGUUUGAGCCUGAUGAGACUACUAUGGUGGUCUUGCUUUCUGCUUGUGCUGAGAUUGGGAACUUGAGUUUAGGAAAAUGUGUUCAUUCUCAUGUGAUUGGAAGAGGGUUGGUUGUAAAUUGCAAACUUGGUACUUCCCUUGUUGACAUGUACGCCAAAUCCGGGGCUUUGGAUUAUGCCAAGUUACUGUUUGAUAGGUUGAAAGAGAGAAAUGUUUGGACUUGGAGUGCUAUGAUUUUAGGACUAGCUCAACAUGGAUUCGCCGAAGAAGCUCUUGCCCUUUUCGCAAAGAUGAUGAACUCUUCCAUAUCGCCAAACUACGUCACUUUUCUUGGUGUCCUCUGUGCUUGUAGCCACACUGGUCUCGUCCAAGAUGGCUAUCGUUACUUUCGCGAAAUGGAACAUACUCAUGGAAUUAAGCCAUUGCUAAUACAUUAUGGUGCCAUGGUCGAUGUUUUAGGCCGCGCUGGUCGUUUGAGUGAGGCUUAUGCUUUCAUAAAGAACAUGCCUGUCGAGCCCGAUCCCAUUGUUUGGAGGACACUGCUUAGUUCGUGCACCACGCAUGGUGUCAACGACGAGGAAGGUGUGGGAGAUAAAGUGAGGAAGAGGUUGCUUGAAUUAGAGCCUAGAAGAUGUGGGAACCUUGUGAUGGUGGCAAAUAUAUAUGCUGAAGUUGGGAUGUGGAAUGAAGCAGCUGAUGUUAGAAGAGUUAUGAGAGUUGGGAGGAUGAAAAAAGCUGCUGGGGAGAGUUGUAUCGAGUUAGGUGGAUCGAUUCGUCGAUUCAUCUCUGGCUAUGAUUUAGAAGCUGACUAUGUCAAUGUCUACCAACUACUUGAUGUACUUAACUUGCACAUGAAGAUGAUCAACUUAUAACCUUUUUUCACCAUUUUUUUUUCUCUUAUUCUGACUGUAAAUGUGAAAGCUUGGAAUAGAGCAUUGGGAAAGCAA